Eptesicus fuscus (big brown bat) is the source of this 1566-nucleotide messenger RNA. RefSeq names its product thymidine phosphorylase (gene TYMP). The coding region runs from base 91 to 1548 and encodes 485 amino acids. Gene Ontology annotation, biological process: pyrimidine nucleoside metabolic process; pyrimidine nucleobase metabolic process. NCBI's taxonomy places the organism in Eukaryota, Metazoa, Chordata, Mammalia, Chiroptera, Vespertilionidae. Gene Ontology annotation, cellular component: cytosol. Gene Ontology annotation, molecular function: pyrimidine-nucleoside phosphorylase activity; 1,4-alpha-oligoglucan phosphorylase activity. The transcript has 10 exons. The record is from RefSeq and is a predicted model, not a curated record.
UCCCAGGCUGCACGGAGUCUGUGGUCCGGCUGGAACCCGAAGCAGGAAAGGUGAGGGCCGCUGUCCGGGUCAGCCCGCAGGCCCGGAGCAAUGGCGUCCCCGGUAACCCCAGGACCCUCGGCCCUCACCCCAGUGGGUGACCUCUGGUCCAGAGGGCCCCAGUGCCCUCCUGACCCACCGCCAGAGCCCAAGCCGCUCCCAGAGCUGAUCCGCCUGAAGCGAGAUGGAGGUCGCCUGAGUGAGCGAGACAUUCAGAGUUUCGUGUGCGCCGUGGUGGACGGGAGCGCGCAGGGCGCGCAAAUAGGGGCCAUGCUCAUGGCCAUCCGACUGCAAGGCAUGGAUCUGGAGGAGACUGUGGCACUAACCCAGGCCCUAGCCAACUCUGGGCAGCAACUGGAGUGGCCAGAGGCCUGGCACCAGCAGCUCGUGGACAAACAUUCCACAGGGGGAGUGGGUGACAAGGUCAGCCUGGUCCUGGCACCUGCCCUGGCUGCCUGUGGCUGCAAGGUUCCUAUGAUCAGUGGACGUGGUUUGGGGCACACAGGGGGCACCCUGGAUAAGCUAGAGUCGAUUCCUGGAUUCACCGUCAUCCAGAGCCCAGAACAGAUGCAAGGUCUGCUGGAGAAGGUGGGCUGCUGUAUUGUGGGUCAGAGCAAGGAGCUGGUUCCUGCGGAUGGAAUCCUGUAUGAAGCCAGAGAUGUGACAGCAACCGUUGAUAGCCUGCCACUCAUCACAGCCUCCAUCCUCAGCAAGAAGGUGGUGGAGCGCCUGUCUGCACUGGUGGUGGACGUCAAGUUCGGAGGCGCCGCCAUCUUCCCACGCCAGGCAGAGGCCCGGGAGCUGGCGAGAGCACUGGUUGAUGUAGGGGCAGGCCUGGGGCUCCGGGUUGCAGCAGCUCUGACAGCCAUGGACCAUCCCCUGGGCCGCAGCGUGGGCCACACCCUGGAGGUGGAGGAGGCGCUGCUUUGCAUGGACGGCGCGGGGCCACCGGACCUGCGGGACGUGGUCAUUAGGCUCGGGGGCGCCCUGCUCUGGCUCAACGGACAGGCGGAGGCCCAGGCCGAGGGCACAGCCCGGGUGGCCGCGGCGCUGGACGACGGCUCGGCCCGGGACCGUUUCGAGCGGAUGCUCGCGACGCAGGGUGUGGACCCGGGCCUGGCCCGAGCCCUCUGCUCCGGGACCCCCGCGCAGCGCCGGCAGCUGCUGCCCCGCGCCCGGGAGCAAGAGGAACUGCUCGCGCCCGCGGACGGCACCGUGGAGCUGGUCCGGGCGCUGCCGCUGGCGCGCGUCCUGCACGAGCUGGGGGCCGGGCGCAGCCGCGCCGGGGAGCCGCUCCGGUUCGGGGUUGGCGCGGAGCUGCUGGUUGGCGUGGGCCAGAGGCUGCGACGCGGGUCCCCCUGGCUCCGCGUGCACCUGGACGCGCCCGCGCUCAGCGACCCGCAGCGGCGAGCCCUGCAGGGGGCGCUCGUGCUCUCGGACCGCGAGCCCUUCGCUGCCCCCUCGCCCUUCUCUGAGCUCAUCUUGCCGCCGACCGACGCGCAGCAAUAAAGCCGAGAGCCGCCAAGC